GGAGGAAAUUAAAGUAACUCUCCGUCGGCUCGCUCUCGUCGGGUCGAGCGGAGGAGCACUUGUUCUGCGGGCAGGGUGAGGUGUGAGGAUGAAGAUUGCAGUGAUUGGUCAGAGUCUGUUCGGCCAGGAGGUGUACAAGGAGCUGAGGAAGGACGGCCAUACCAUCGUAGGAGUCUUCACUAUCCCUGACAAGGAUGGCAAGCCUGACCCACUGGCCACUGAGGCAGAGAAGGAUGGCGUAGCCCUCUUCAAGUUCCCCCGUUGGCGUGUGAAGGGCAAGGCCAUCCCGGAGGUGGUGGCUCAGUACAAGGCCAUGGGUGCCGAGCUCAAUGUCCUGCCCUUCUGCUCCCAGUUCAUUCCCAUGGAGGUCAUCGACCACCCCAAACAUGGCUCCAUCAUCUACCACCCCUCCCUACUGCCUCGCCACAGGGGUGCCUCUGCUAUCAACUGGACCCUGAUCCACGGUGACAAAAAGGGUGGAUUCACAGUGUUCUGGGCUGAUGAUGGACUGGACACUGGACCAAUCCUGCUGCAAAGGGAUUGUGAUGUUGAACCCAACGAUACCGUCAACACAAUCUACAAGAGAUUCCUCUUUCCAGACGGAAUCAAAGGCACAGUGGAAGCAGUGAGGUUGAUUGCUGAAGGGAAGGCCCCAAGGAUCAUCCAGCCACAGGAGGGAGCCACGUAUGAGUGCAUCCAGAAGAAAGAAAAUGCGAAGAUUGACUGGAACCAGACUGCUGAGGCUCUCCACAACUGGAUCAGAGGAAACGACAAAGUGCCUGGUGCCUGGGCAGAGGUGGAUGGACAGAAAGUGACUUUCUACGGCUCCACUCUGGUGGAUAAUGGCACCACAGCUAACGGUCAGUCCCUGGAGAUCCCCGGAGCCAGCCGACCUGGUAUUGUCACCAAGGCAGGCCUGAUGCUGUUUGGCAAUGAUGGCAAGGCACUGUUGGUGAAGAAUCUGCAGUUUGAAGAUGGGAAGAUGAUUGCUGCAGCGCAGUACUUUAGCACAGGGAGCAGUGCUGCUGUGGAGCUCACAGAGGAGGAGAACACCUUUGCUGAACAGAUGAGGGCAGUGUGGAAGAGCAUUCUGAGUAAUGUGGAUCAUAUUGAAGACGCAACUGAUUUCUUCAAGUCUGGUGCUGCUUCAAUGGAUGUGGUCAGGCUUGUAGAGGAGGUGAAACUUCGGGCCAGUAGCUGCCAGCUGCAGAACGAGGACAUCUACAUGAAUACUACCUUCCAGGAUUUCAUCCAGAUGUGCGUCAGGAAGCUCAGAGGGGAGGAUGAUGAAGAGGAACUGAUCGUCAACUAUGUGGAGAAGAACAUCAACAACAUGACCAUCAAAUUGCCUCAUCAGCUAUUCAUCAAUGGAGAGUUUGUUCAUGCAGAGGGAGGAAAGACCUACAAAACCAUCAACCCCACUGAUGGCACAGUCAUCUGUGACGUGUCUCUGGCCCAGACAAGUGAUGUGGACAAGGCAGUGGCUGCUGCUAAGGAGGCCUUUGAAGAGGGAGAGUGGGGAAAAAUGAACCCCAGAGACAGAGGCAGACUCAUCUAUAAGCUGGCUGACCUUAUGGAGCAACACCAGGAGGAACUGGCCACCAUCGAAGCCAUCGACUCCGGAGCUGUUUACACACUGGCCCUCAAGACUCACGUGGGCAUGUCCAUCCAGACCUUCCGCUACUUUGCUGGCUGGUGUGACAAGAUCCAAGGCAGCACUAUCCCCAUCAACCAGGCCAGACCCAAUCGUAACCUCACCUUCACCAAGAAGGAACCAAUAGGAGUGUGUGCCAUCGUGAUUCCCUGGAACUACCCUCUGAUGAUGCUGGCUUGGAAGACAGCAGCCUGCCUUGCAGCUGGAAACACAAUAGUCCUUAAACCUGCUCAGGUGACUCCACUGACGGCUCUGAAGUUUGCUGAGUUGGCAGCAAGGGCAGGACUGCCCCGUGGUGUCAUUAAUAUUCUGCCUGGGUCAGGUGCUUUGGUGGGUCAGCGUCUGUCUGACCAUCCUGACGUCCGUAAACUGGGCUUCACAGGUUCCACUGAAAUCGGUAAACACAUCAUGAAGAGCUGCGCAGUCAGUAAUGUGAAGAAGGUCUCUCUGGAGCUCGGAGGAAAAUCCCCUCUCAUCAUCUUCAGUGACUGUGACAUGGACAAGGCUGUGCGCAUGGGCAUGAGCUCAGUGUUCUUCAAUAAGGGUGAGAACUGCAUCGCAGCCGGCAGACUGUUUGUGGAAGACACCAUUCAUGACCAGUUUGUGAAAAAAGUGGUUGAGGAGGUCAAGAAGAUGAAGAUUGGUGAUCCCCUGGACCGCUCCACCGACCACGGCCCUCAGAACCAUAAAGCCCACUUGGACAAACUCGUGGAGUAUUGUAAGACCGGUGUCAAGGAAGGAGCCACCCUGGUCUGUGGUGGCAAACAGAUUCAGCGACCAGGUUUCUUCUUUGAACCCACAGUCUUCACUGAUGUGCAAGACCCCAUGUACAUUGCUAAAGAGGAGUCAUUCGGCCCCAUCAUGAUCAUUUCCAAGUUCAAGGGCGGUGAAGUGGACGAUGUCCUGAGAAGGGCCAAUGCUACAGAGUAUGGCCUGGCAUCAGGUGUUUUUACACGGGACAUCAGCAAAGCUCUGUAUGUCAGUGAAAGGCUCAAUGCUGGCACAGUUUUUGUCAACACCUACAACAAGACUGAUGUGGCCUCGCCUUUCGGAGGCUUUAAACAGUCUGGAUUUGGCAAAGACCUGGGACAAGAGGCUCUCAAUGAAUACCUGAAGACAAAGGCAGUGACCAUUGAGUAUUAAGCCACAUUACAGAGGAAAGAAAGCAAUGAGGAAAUCGGCUUCCGGCAUGCAGUGCCGUACUUUGUGUGGUAAUUGACAGAAGAGUCAUGUAGAGGGACUGUUAUACUUAAAGCCUUAACAUGUUAAUUAAUCAGAUUAACAUUUUAAAUUUGUCUAACACGUCAAUAUUCAGUCCUCUCAAAAACACACACCUGAGCCAUGUUGUAAUAUAUAUUGUUCUGAAAUAUGCAAAUGAAGUAUGUUUCUAGGUGGCCCGAAUAACUUCUGAGACUGCUUUUGUUAUCAGUGUGUUUGAGUUACAAGAGAGGAAUUUCAAACAGAUUGCAUUCAUUUUUAAAAUGACUUACAUUAGGUCAGAAGUCUUAAGAAAUAUAAAUUUCUAACAAUUUUUGGUUAUCAAUGAAAACUGCUGAGCAACCCACUGCUGUGGACCUCUUUAUUACUGCUGUUAUCACAUCUUUUUCAUGAUGCAUUUUAAAGGGGUUGUUUUAACAUUUUGGAAAAUACACUUAUUUACUUUCUUCCGGAGUGAAUUGAGAAGAUUGAUACAACUCUCAUAUCUGUAUGCUAAAUAUAGAGCUGCAGUAAUCCUUAUGAAUUAUAGGCAAUAAUGCUUACGAAUUAUACGAUUAGUGUGACUGUUAUACUAUACUUGUUAACUGAAAACUACCUAAACUGAAACCAGUGCUGAUACAAAACCUGAUUUCAUGUACUUGUGCCACAAUUAUAUUUCUUUUUUCCACCAUCUUUUUUUGAUGAAUAUAAGCAUAAUUGUCUUCUUGAUCCAACAAAUAAGCCAGACUUCUUACAUGCAUCAGUGUUUAAAUCCUUAAAAGAAAAAAAGGACAUACAAUGACCUUGCUUCAAUAAAAUACAGUACAAAAUGAUUAUAUAAUCAGAGAAUAUCUUAUCAAAGAAUGUAAACCAGACUGGAAAUCUCAGCAGGUACUCUACACCAACUUCAGUACAUAAGUUUUUGAUACUUGCUAGACACACUUCCGAGUGUCAGAUAUUGAGUUUUGAUAUAACGUGAGACAAAGAGAUCAUUGGGAUCCUGCAGAUCCUAACACUUUUGGGUACUGGGUAAAUGUAUAUGACUGUGAGUGGUGCAGGAGGUAAACAUCAAGUCUAUAGUAUGAAAUUAAAUACAGUAUAUAAAAAUAUGAGGAUGUUUACCAGUCAUGUAAAUGUUUUGCCUUCCUUUUAAUUCUAUGCCUCCAAAUACAGUACGAAAGACAGUGAAGUUUGUAUUUUCAUCCUCACUUUUUAGACUAAUCGUGUAGUAGUGACUUAAGUUUUGGUUAAACGUGAUCAUUUUAACAGGAUGCUGGCAUGGAAAAAGUUAUGAAUUUACAAUUUUCCGUGACUGAGUGAGUAAGUGAGUGAAGUUACACAAUUGGUCAGCCAAAUGAUGUGUGCCUGAAUGCUAAGUUAAACCAUCGGUCGGCUGGCCAAGUGUUGGAGUUCCCCCAAUGGCUCUUUUGAAAAUGAAAUGGAACAUUUUCGGAUACGUCAGAGGGACAUUCUAUUAUGUUGGGGGGAGGGAUGUACCGAUUUACCGAUCUUUUUUUUUUUUCCCAGACCCCUUUAGCGACUUUUCUUCACAAAAACACCUAGCCACAAAUCUGUCGUUUGGACAAAACGUAGCUCCUUUCCAUAGACCAGAGUCACCAGUAUUGCCCUGCAAGCGCAAGGUUGGGCUUUCCCUCCGCAGGCACACCUCUCUAUGCAUUUCAUUCAAUUGACCAC
Xiphias gladius (swordfish) is the source of this 4546-nucleotide messenger RNA. It is a transcript of the gene aldh1l1, whose product is annotated as aldehyde dehydrogenase 1 family, member L1. Bases 89 to 2797 code for a protein of 902 amino acids. The record is from RefSeq and is a predicted model, not a curated record. NCBI's taxonomy places the organism in Eukaryota, Metazoa, Chordata, Actinopteri, Istiophoriformes, Xiphiidae. The transcript has 23 exons. Gene Ontology annotation, biological process: one-carbon metabolic process; 10-formyltetrahydrofolate catabolic process; biosynthetic process. Gene Ontology annotation, cellular component: cytoplasm. Gene Ontology annotation, molecular function: formyltetrahydrofolate dehydrogenase activity; aldehyde dehydrogenase (NAD+) activity.